UUAGGUGCGUGUGGAGGAGGCGAAGGAGGAGGAAGGGUCGCCAUGGUAGCCGAACACAACCUUCCCGCCAGAAUGAACGGCAGCAUUUCCUGGACACUGGAAGAUGUUCGGAGUCCACUUGCCGCUACUUCAACCAGCACCAGCGCACCCACCGCUCACCAGCUCUGAGGAGCACGUCUAACUGGACUUGGAAAGCACAUUGGCUACUUCUACGGGACUUAUGUAGCGCGUUCCAUGACGCAUGAAGGGGAAAUAGGGUUCUAAAGAUCCUGGAAUUGCAGUUAGGGUGUUUUGGAAAUUGGACCUUGAGUAGCAAGUUCAAAUUGUCUGGAACUUCAAAGAACAAGUCCAAAGAGUCUGGAACCACAAAGAACAAGUCCAAAGAGUCUGGAACCUCAAAGAACAAGUCCAAAGAGUCUGGAAUCACAAACAACAAGUCCUAGAUGUCCUUUACCCUGAGUAGUAAGUCCAAACAGACGGUAAUUACCACAAGCAGCAAGUCCGACCAAACUUGCAACCUUAAGGGAAACUAAUAAACACUUGUAAUAAGUGAUUAAAACACCAAAUGUGUUGUAGAGGAGAACGCUCUUGUCUCAGCUGUCACUCCUGACACUUUUUGGCCACCAUCUUCCUGUGAGAGUGUUAGUUAUUCUGGCGUCUAUUGCUUCACCCUCAUCACCCAAACUCAUCCAUCUACGAGUGUCAAAUAACCACUCACCCGUCUACUAAGCACCUACACCCACCUAUCUACAAGGGUCAGACAACCACUCACCCGUCUACUAAGCACCUACACCCACCUAUCUACAAGGGUCAGACAACCACUCACCCGUCUACUAAGCACCUACACCCACCUAUCUACAAGGGUCAGACAACCACUCACCCGUCUACUAAGCACCUACACCCACCUAUCUACAAGGGUCAGACAACCACUCACCCGUCUACUAACCAUCUACACCCAGCCAUCAACAAGCACCAAACAAGGCCCAAGCCGUGCCCAAGCACCUACACCAUGUACUCCCAGGAUGUGAACACCACGGCCAGAACCACCCCCACAGAGUACUACUACUACAGCAACCCCAACCACUACUACGACACCCUGGACGACAACACCACGACCUGCCCGCCAAACGGGACAGAGAUGAGCGACUUGUGUGUCGAGUACGAGGUGCCGACCUUCCGUCACUCCCUCUCCGUCACUAUUCUCUACUGCGUCGCGUACGUCUUCGUCUCCGUCAUGGGCGUCAUCGGGAACAGCUUCGUGGUGGCGGUGGUGAUGCGGGCGCCGCGCAUGCGCACCGUCACUAACGUCUUCAUAGCCAAUCUGGCCGUGGCCGACCUGCUUGUCAACAUUAUCGUCAUGCCCACCACGCUCAUUGGUCACCUCCUCAACGCCUGGGUGCUGGGCCUCUUCGUGUGCAAGGCCAUGUCCUAUCUACAAGGGGUGAGUGUGUCCGCCUCUAUCAACACGCUGGUGGCCAUCUCGGUGGACCGAGCGCUGGCCAUCUGUUACCCCAUGAGAUGCCAGAUCACCUCCCGCACCUGCCGCAGCAUCAUCGUCGUCAUCUGGGCCUUCUCUCUCACCAUCACCCUCCCCUGGGCCAUCUUCUUCAAGCUAGAACCCAUCCCGGAUACCGACCUCCACGUGUGUACAGACAAGUGGCCGGAUCCCCACAGUGGCAACAUGUACUUCGUGCUAGCCAACAUGGUCAUGUGCUACCUCCUGCCUCUCACUGUCAUCUCCGUCUGCUACAUUCUCAUCUGGUGCAAGGUGUGGCGGCGUAAGCUCCCGGGAGAGCAGCAGGACGUGGGUGUAGCCAUGAUGAUCCACAGGUCUAAGAUCAAGGUAAUUAAGAUGCUGCUGGUGGUGGUGAUUCUCUUCGCGCUCUCUUGGCUCCCUCUCUACGCCAUCUUCGCCAGGCUCAAGCUGGGGGUGGUGCUGACGGAGAUGGAGACGCAGGUCAUCCACGUGCUGGCGCCCAUCGCCCAGUGGCUGGGAGCCUCCAACUCCUGCAUCAACCCCAUCCUCUACGCCUUCUUCAACGACAAGUUCCGCUCCGGCUUCAAGGCGAUCCUGGUGUCAAGGUCGUGCUGUUCUCCGCUCCGCCUCGACAACAACUGCAAGACCUUUCACUCAGUCAGGGCCCAGAACCUGUGCUCCCUGGAGUCUAAAGCUUCCUCAGAGUUCUCGGUGUACUCCAGCUCCUCCGGCUCCGCUGAGACGCGCCACAAGUCUGUUUUGGUGCAGGUGCCGGUGGAGAGCCGCGGCGCCCGGGCGGUGGUGUCGACCACAGCAGCAGCAGAGAGGAAGAGGCCCGUGGUGACACAGCGCUCCAAGACCUCCAUGGUCCUCUACCGUCAGUGUAUCAUCAACAACCUCACCAACGGCGCUGCCUCCUCCUCCUCCAAUACACCUACCACAAUCACCACCACCACGGCCGCCACCACCACCACUGCCACACAAGUCAACGGGUGUACCACACUCGUAUGAGAGGCUCACGAGUCUAACAACCAACUUUGGGACUGAGGGUACAGAAACGGCUCUUAAGAGCAUAGCAGAUCAACGUUUUCUAGCUGUGGCAGAACUUGAAUAUCAACGGGAGUCUUGAUAUAAGCCUUCAUGCAGACAGGGGCGAAGCUUGUCUCAAAGCUCAAAUUAUAAUACAUCAACUUGAGACGAGACUGGCAGGAGCCUGGUUGAUACCUGGCUGAUGGGGUUCUGGGAGUUCUUCUACUGCUCAAGCCCGGCCCGAGGCCAGGCUUGACUUCAGGCUUGACUUGUGAGAGUUUAGUCCACCAGGCUGUUGCUUGGAGCGGCCCGCAGGCCCACAUACCUACCACAACCCAGUUCAACAGUCAACAACCACUCGUACUGUGUACACAAGAGUGACAUCUGGACGUUUAUUGAAUCGUGGGAAGUGUCCUACGGCCGAGCUCAUCACCUUGGCAUCACUCUCACUGCCUCAACACGGAAAACAUUUCUGCAGCAACAGGCAACAGAGUUAAAGUUUCUGAGGUAAAUGUGUAUACAGUACUUUAAGGUCACCAGUGAGGACUAAUAUUGUAUAUAUCACAGAUUUCCUGACAACUUUAUAUAUUAUUGGUUCAUACGAACUUAUUUUGUAUAAAGUCACAGACAUAAACGUGUUCUUAUUGGUGCAGAACCACGAAGAGUUCCUCAGGAGAGGAACGUCAUUGACUUAAGGUGGGAUCAGGAGUCUGUAAUCAGGAGUCUGUGAUCAGGAGUCUGUGAUCAGAGGCCUGUGAUCAGAGGCCUGUAAUCAGGAGUCUGUGAUCAGAGGCCUGUAAUCAGGAGUCUGUGAUCAGAGGCCUGUAAUCAGGAGUCUGUGAUCAGAGGCCUGUAGUCAGGAGUCUGUGAUCAGAGGCCUGUGAUCAGGAGUCUGUGAUCAGAGGCCUGUAAUAAUGGGCCUGACUCGGGACUACUAUCACCAAUGAGAGGCCUUGGGUGGUCGAGCUUAACCCUCAGUUCUGCUACAAGUUUCAGGUAAUUUCUGACUUGCCUUAAUACCAGACAUCUAGAGUUUGUGUGAUGAUAAAACAAUUCUAUUAGGCUCAUUACUGUUAGAUAGGAGUGUCGUUAUACUUAUAAUGACGUGACAGAGAUCAUUUCCAUUUAAGGAAGUCACUGGAGGAUAUAUUUCUUCGGGGGCAGAUGUGACGAGUGAAUUAGCUGAGUGGUAUUCUCUUGAGUGAGAAAAGUAGGUUGGUAGAUGCCUAGACAUUGAUCAAAAUAGAGAAGCAGAAGCAGAGUUUUUUGACGCAACAAACAACAGAGUCUUGCUGGACAAUGGAAUUAAUUUAAGAUUUUCUUUUGGAGAAAUCGAGAAAAUACAUGAAAAAAUUAUAGGUAUAGAUUAUUAAUAUGUCGAAAGGUCAUAAACCAGUGAACAGUAUUGAAAUGCUAUGGAAACAAAUCCCGUGUGUUUGGGAGUACUGUUCUCACACUUGCUACUGCGAUACGGAGACCCCAAGCUCAACACAUGUAGAUGUUCCACUGAACCUAUAUGAAGUUUAGCACUUACCAAAACUGGAGCCCACAAGCUACUUUCUCAUGUGAAUCAAUCAUGCACUACAGAUUCUGUAGACAUGGUCAGGAAAGACAUUUUGUCCCAUUGUUACCAAAAACAUAACGCAAGAGCACCUUACGUAAAACGUACAUAUGGCUACCAGCUUGUAUAACGUGCACUAUAUAAGUUUAGUAGAACUCUUUCGGUUUGUGUUACGCUUAGAGAGAGAGAGAGAGAGAGAGACAGGUCACACAAUCACUAAUAUAGCUUACACUCAACCUUACCCAUCAUUGUAUAGUACGAUGCAGGGCGUGACUUUGUAUAACUAUUAUCUGGUGUAAUCAUCAGUAUCUCACCGGUGUAGAGGCCAUGCACAAGCCUUACCACUGACUGGUAAUCCACUGCUCAGUCUCUACACACCCUCGCACAAACUUCAUAUACAAAUAUAUGAAAGACUGAUUAGUAGCCAAACAUAGAAACGGUGCAAGUUCAUAUAAUUUCAUGUUAUAUAUAUAUAUAUAUAUAUAUAUAU
Procambarus clarkii (red swamp crayfish) is the source of this 4557-nucleotide messenger RNA. NCBI's taxonomy places the organism in Eukaryota, Metazoa, Arthropoda, Malacostraca, Decapoda, Cambaridae. The record is from RefSeq and is a predicted model, not a curated record.